Parasteatoda tepidariorum (common house spider) is the source of this 2669-nucleotide messenger RNA. RefSeq names its product cholinesterase. NCBI's taxonomy places the organism in Eukaryota, Metazoa, Arthropoda, Arachnida, Araneae, Theridiidae. The record is from RefSeq and is a predicted model, not a curated record.
CUACCUCCGACUUGAGCUGCGGUCUGAACUGUAACUCUUUCGGUAGAAACGGUUCAAUCGGUUUUUACAGUUUAUCGUUCAUAUUAGUAGAUAAUUAUAGAGUUUUUCUCAACCGAUAGAGUUCGUCACAAUUCUUUGCGAGUAAAAGGUUUUUAAAUUCAACUUCAAUAUAUAUUAGUUUUUGUUUGUUUACCCUGUAAUGAACCUUGAUCCAAGAAUCAAAAUGUCUUAUUAAUAUUUGUUAUGAUUACUUGAAAAUGAAUUUUAUAACCAGUUAUUCCGUUUACUCUUUCAUCAUAUUAGUUUUUCCCUUUCAAUUUAAUUGCCAGAUUUUAAGGAAUCAUUAUUCAGGGAUAUUUAAUGAUGAUUUAAGAGAUCGUCAAUACUCGAACGAUAGAUAUUAUCCUGGUGAUCGUUACAAUUUUAUGGAUCGUUCAAAUCCUAUUAGAAUUGGAUACGAGUCUGAGUACAGUGAUUCUCGCUGUGUGGGGAAUAGAAGCCCAACUUACAAUUUAGAUAGUUCCGUUACAGUUCGACUAAGUUUAGGUGAUGUUACUGGUACCUAUGUAUUUCUUUGCGAUGGACCUGGACAAUCUGAAUAUGACAGACCCAAUUCUAAAUACGCCAAAACACCUAAAGUCUAUAAAAAUAUAACUGUGUUUCUAGGUAUUCCAUAUGCUUUGCCUCCAACUCAAGAGCUAAGGUUUAGGCCACCUCAAGUGCAACCAUCAUUCAAAUCGAAAUAUGCUUUACAAUAUCGAAGUGCUUGUUUACAGCAUCCACAGUAUACAGGAAUUAAAUUUGGAAUUACAGAUACUUCUGAAGAUUGUCUAAACUUAAAUGUAUUUUCACCAUCCGUUAAGGGACAGAAUGAAAAAUAUGCCGUUAUGGUGUAUAUUCAUGGUGGAGAGUGGCACCACGGGAGUGGUAAAACAUUUCCGGCACAUAUGUUGGUUGCUUCUCAAAGUGUGGUAGUUGUAACAUUCAAUUACAGACUUGGAGCAUUAGGCUUUUAUGCAAAUGGACAAGAAUCCUCUCCUGGAAAUUAUGGUUUGUUUGAUCAGGCUUUGGCAAUUGAAUGGGUAUAUGACAAUAUUGGAGCAUUUAAUGGAGAUAAUGAAAGAAUAACUUUGUUUGGUCCUGGUUCUGGUGCAGCUAGUGCUGGCAUUCAUGCAUUGUCUGCUAGAUUAGGAAAAAAAAUUCGUCGAGUUAUUGCUCAAAGUGGAUCUGCUGUUGCUGACUGGGCUGUCACCAAAAGCAAUUAUACAGUGUUCAACAACAGUAUUGAGUAUGCAUUAUUGCUAAAUUGCUAUUUCCAAUCAUCAUGGAGAACUGUCUCUUGUUUGCAGAGUUUGCCUUCAAGUUUAUUUGAAACAAAGUUAUUUGAGCCUAAGACAGGAUGGUUGUCGUGGAAUCCCGUAAUUGAUCUCUGUACACGUGAGAGAAAUAAAAGAAUUUUGCCUGAUUCACCAGAAAACAUGCUUAGAACUCAUUAUGAAAAUCUGCAUGAUGAUUUUUCUUACCUGGCUGGUGUAACAACAGAUGAAGCAGCUACUAUGUUUCUUGUAGAUCCUGAAAUAAAAAAGAAUAAUUAUGUACUCACUGUAAAGAAGUUUAAGGAAAAAAUUCAGGAAUAUUCAUCAAUUUUCAACUAUACUCUUGACAUUGCUGGUUUAACCAAAGCUAUUGAAUUUAUGUAUGUGCCAGCUCAGAAAAAUCUUCACAAUCAGACUUUACUUAGAGAGGGCUAUAUCAAUAUGCUGUCUGACAGUUACUUUGUAGCUCCAAAUAAUAAGAUGAUGAAACUUCUGCUUGAGCGAAAUAUACGGACUUAUGCUUAUGUAUUGAAUGGUUCCCUUGAAGGAUUGGAAUCAAUGAGAUCGUAUCACCCACUUAAGAACAUUACUCCUCAUGACAUUGAAUAUUUUCUUAUCACUGGUUCUCCUUUUAUGGAUCCAAGGUUGUUUCCCAGUGGCUUGAAUUUGCAGGAAGCAAGAUGGACUGAAGCAGAUCGUAAUCUCAGUCAACUUUUUAUGCAGACAUGGGCAAAUUUUGCUAAAUUUGGAAAUCCUACUCCUGCCAAAGUUUUUAAUAUUACAUGGGAACCUGCAAAUAUUAAAAAUAUGCAGUAUUUACUCAUAAAUACUACAAAUUUUACAUCAGUAAUGAGGUCUAAUUACCGUCAGAAAGAGAGCCAGUUCUGGAGUGACUUUUUGCCCACUUUAAUGAAAGGUCAAUUCAGUUUUCCUACUACUUAUUGUCAACCUGAGUAUGAAAUUUGGCAAAAUCAGAAACGUAUCUAUCAAGCAUCAUUAUGGGGAACAUUAGGAAUCAUACUACUCAUUAUAGUGUUAUGUGUGUUGUGUUCUUUUCUAUAUUGCAGAGCUAAAAGUAAACAUGUUGUCAGCACAGAAGAUAUACCUGACUCUGUAUCAUCAGUUAGUCCAUAUUCAAUGGAUUCCCUUUUACAUAACAUGAAGAGAAGUGAAAGCAGUAACAAAUAUUUGACUGAACGUUUACAUGUUGAACAGAAGCACACCCAAGUUUGAAGUCUAUGAAAAACAGUCUUUGCUGUGAUAAAGUUAAAUGCUUGAUUAAGUCAAUGUGUGCAAUAAUGUGAUUUGGUACUAUUGUUUUUCAUAAGUUUAGAAAAAUGUUAAUUGACCAUA